This is a messenger RNA of Sinocyclocheilus rhinocerous, 3352 nucleotides long. Its product is annotated as patched domain-containing protein 1-like. The record is from RefSeq and is a predicted model, not a curated record. The transcript is spliced from 4 exons. NCBI's taxonomy places the organism in Eukaryota, Metazoa, Chordata, Actinopteri, Cypriniformes, Cyprinidae. Gene Ontology annotation, cellular component: plasma membrane; synapse. The coding region runs from base 280 to 2943 and encodes 887 amino acids. Gene Ontology annotation, biological process: cognition; chemical synaptic transmission.
CCUCUCUAAGACGCUGUGGAGGUAUUCAAAGAGAAAAGUGAUUCGUUUCUAUUACGAGAAAUGAGCAUAUCAUUCCUUCCACUCGGAUCAACGACGCAUUUAUGGAAAUUGGGUCUCUCAGAUGGCAUGAAACUGCAAAGACGUGACUGAAGGACCUGAUGAGAUUCAACGCAACGCUUCAUCAUUUCAGUGAUCCAGCUGCGUGGGUUGAACACUGAUGCUCCGGAUCUCUGAUGCUGAUGCUGGUUCAUCGCCCUUGCGCUGUUGCUGCAUUCUAGGAUGUUGCGACAAGUGUUGCACGAAGGGCUCAGGACGUCAUUCCACAAACUGGGCCACUUUGUCGCCAAUCACCCGGUGUUUUUCGCCUCCGCGCCCGUGCUGAUCUCCAUCCUGCUGGGCGCGAGCUUCAGCAGAUACCGCAUAGAGGAAAACGUGGAGUACCUGUUAGCCCCCAAACACAGCCUGGCGAAGAUCGAGGGGAACUUGGUGGAUAGUUUGUUCCCCGUGAACCGAUCCAAACACACCCUCUACUCAGACUUGCAAACACCCGGGAGAUAUGGCCGGGUCAUCGUGACUUCGCGCAGGGGGAGCGUGUUGGACCCUCACCACGUCAACUCAGUCCUAAAGCUACACAACACAAUCACUCAGAUCCAAGUUCCUAUGCUGGGAUUCAACUACACCUUUGCCCACCUCUGCCUGUUGGAUGACAGCAAGAGCUGCAUCGUGGAUGACAUCCUGCGGGUUCUGGAGGAGAUGAGGUCAGCAUGGGCAUCCAACUGUUCAGUAUCCACUCUGCAUUAUCCCAUCACCAAACUCAAAGACGGGCGGGAGGCCUACAUUGGGCACCAGCUGGGUGGAGUCCUGGCAGGUGGAGGGAGAGACGGGGUGCGUACUGCUCGAGCCCUUCAACUCACGUACUACCUGCAAGCGGCCAGUCCACUGAACGAAGUGGUAGCGGCCAGCUGGGAGCUGAUGUUCUGCAAGGAGUUGGAGAACUUUGGAAAGGCUCAUCCAGAGCUUAGCCUAUACCCCUUCACUUCAUCUUCUCUUCAGAGGGACUUCCAAAGGACCAGUCGGGUAUCAGAACGGCCACUGCUCUUUAGCCUGGCUGUGUGUCUCUCGCUGGCCAUGCUGUGCUGCUCAAUGCGAGACUGUGUGCGUACAAAGCCAUGGCUGGGUCUUCUGGCUCUGGUGACCAUCAGCCUCGCUACACUCACCUCUGCAGGCAUUUUCAACCUCACAGGAGGGAAAUACAAUUCAACAUACCUGGGUAUCCCUUUUGUCAUGUUAGGUCAUGGCUUGUUUGGCACAUUUGAGAUGCUGUCGUCUUGGCGACGUACCCGCGAGGACCAGCAUGUGAAGGAGCGGGUUGCUGCUGUUUUCUCUGACUGUAUGCUGCCCUUCACAGCUAGCACGGCCUUGCAUGUGGUCACCUUCGGCAUCGGGGCCAGUCCAUUCACAAACAUUGAGGCCGUACGUCUCUUUUGUCGGAACGCCUGUAUCUCAGUCCUCUUCAACUACCUCUACAUCCUCACCUUCUACGGCUCCAACCUAGUGUUUGCCGGCUACCUGGAAAACAACUACCGUCACAGUCUAUUUUGCAGGCGUGUACCAAAGCCAGAGUUGCUGCAGCAGAAGCCGGCGUGGUAUCGCUUUCUCAUGUACACACAUUACAACGAGGAGGCCACAGAAGCAGGAACACUGCGUGCUUAUGAGAGUCACCUGCUGGUAGCCUUUAUGAAGCGGUACUACUGUGACUGGAUCACCAACACCUAUGUCAAACCAUUCGUGGUUCUGUUCUACUUAGUUUAUGUUUCCUUUGCCCUCAUGGGCUACCUUCAGGUCAGUGAAGGGUCAGAUCUUAGUAAUGUGGUUGCCACAGAAACAAGCACUAUAGCAUACACCCAUGCACAGCAGCGGUAUUUCAGCAGUUACAGCCCUGUGAUUGGCUUCUACAUCUACGAGUCCAUUGAGUACUGGAACACAAGCGUGCAAGAUGACUUACUGGAAUACACCAAAGGUUUUGAACGUAUCUCCUGGUUUGAGAGUUACCUCAACUACCUUCAUGGGCUGAACAUCACCACUAGCCUGUCACGCAGCAACUUCACAGAACACUUGCGGUCUGGCUUUUUGCGCCAACCCCGAUUUGUGCAUUUCUCGGACGAUAUCAUCUUUGCCAAACGUGCGGAUGGGGAAUUUGAUGUGGUAGCCUCACGUAUGUUUCUAGUGGCCAAGACAACAGAAAACAAACGAGAGGAGAUGUCUAUCCUGCUGGACACACUAAGGAAGUUGUCGCUGACCUCCAGGGUGAAAUUCAUAAUCUUUAAUCCAUCCUUUGUGUAUAUGGACCGUUUAGCUUCAUCUGUUGGAGCACCUCUGAAGAACUCUUGCAUUGCAGCUCUCUUUCUGCUCUUCUUUUCCACCUUCUUGGCAGCUGACCCACUGGUGACUGCCUGGUUGACUGUGACAGUAGCCUCUGUUGAGUUCGGGCUGGUGGGUUUCAUGACCCUGUGGCGUGUAGAGUUGGAUUGCGUCUCAGUGCUGUGUCUGAUCUACGGGGUGAACUAUGCUGUAGACUCCAGCACUCCGCUGGUGUCUGCAUUUGCUCUAGGCCGGGAAUUUACGCGUACGCGCUGGGUGAAACUAGCUCUGGAGCGACAUGGAGUUCCUGCCCUUCAGAGUUACUUGUGUUAUGGGGCUGCUCUGCUCCCUCUCGCGGCCGUGCCCUCGAACCUCACCCGCACACUCUUCAGGUGCCUCUUUCUCACCACCAUCAUCACUGCCUUCCACUGUUUGGCCAUUCUCCCCGUCCUGCUCACCUUCUUGCCUCCCUCCAAGAAAAAAUGUCGGGAGAGAAAGAAUGCUGCAGAAAAUCGGGAGGAAAUUGAGUGUGUGGAGAUGGUGGACAGCACACGUGUGGUUGAUCAGAUUACCACUGUCUGACCACAUGCCCGAAAGAGAGGUAGACUGGAGGAUGUACAAGAGAGAAAAAACAAAACACCCCCAGGGGGUGGCAGAAGGAGACCUGAGAUAUGAGAGUUAGCCUAUGUGCAGCUGGGCUUCCAGUUCCCAUACUUUAUCGGUGUUCUUUAGCAUGAGCCCACAUUUUAAACAAGGCUUCUGUUUGAUGGUAAAAGCAGAUGAGUUUGAGGUUGAGCCAUUAACAAUGGGUGUAUUGUUGUCAUGGUAAAAGUCCUAUGCAGGUUUUCCUGCUGCUCAAUGAGAGCAAGAAAGGCCAGAUGAACCACACUGCUGCACAGUUGCAGAUAAUCACAGAGGGGGGGCUCCUCUGGUCUGCAGUAUUACAGCAGCUGUAGAGCGGAAACAGUAACAAGCAAUUGCUUUGACAAGG